Messenger RNA from Trichoderma aggressivum f. europaeum, 702 nucleotides. RefSeq lists its product as uncharacterized. The transcript is spliced from 2 exons. The record is from RefSeq and is a predicted model, not a curated record. The coding region runs from base 1 to 702 and encodes 233 amino acids. Lineage: Eukaryota; Fungi; Ascomycota; Sordariomycetes; Hypocreales; Hypocreaceae.
AUGGCCCAUGUCCCUGAAACAACUAUCGCAGGAGUCACUGUAAUCGACACUCCAAUUGUGCGAGCUGCUCAAAAGUACGCUCGCGCUCACCUUAAUGAUAUGGGAUUUAACCAUGUAAUGCGCUCAUGGAUAUUGGGCGUCGUUGUUUACAAGAAGUUCCGUGAGGCCGGUGCUAUCUCGGAGAUUGAUCUCGAAGUACACGCUCUGAGCGCGAUCCUCCAUGACCUCGGCUGGGACGUAACAGGCGAGCUUAUUUCCAAAGAUAAGAGGUUUGAAGUUGAUGGUGCAGAAGCUGCUUGUAAUUGGAUCAAGAAAGAACAGCGAAACGGUAAAGCAGAUAACUGGGACGAUUUCAGACUUCGGCUAGUGUGGGAUGCAAUCGCGUUGCAUACUACUCCCUCGAUAGCGCUGCACAAGGAACAGGUCAUCAAGGUUUGUGCUCUUGGAAUCGCCGCAGAUUUCCGGGGUCCGGCCUUGGAUGAGAAUGGUACGAUUUCUGAGGAGGUAUACAAUGCUGUUAACAAGAGGUUUCCUCGCCUCGACUUGGCUGACGGCGUUCGCGAAAUUAUCUGUGGCUUUUGCCGUUCUAAACCACAAACUACAUAUGACAGUUUCCAGAUGGAAUAUGGCAAAAGGUUUGUCGAGGGCUAUACGACGGAAGGGCGCCUCUUGUUGGACGCUGUCCAAGCAACUUCCAAGUAA